Messenger RNA from Mixia osmundae IAM 14324, 2103 nucleotides. RefSeq lists its product as uncharacterized. Bases 1 to 2103 code for a protein of 700 amino acids. The transcript is spliced from 11 exons. The record is from RefSeq and is a predicted model, not a curated record. Gene Ontology annotation, biological process: tRNA 5'-leader removal. NCBI's taxonomy places the organism in Eukaryota, Fungi, Basidiomycota, Mixiomycetes, Mixiales, Mixiaceae. Gene Ontology annotation, cellular component: ribonuclease MRP complex; nucleolar ribonuclease P complex.
AUGACCAAACGUCCAAACCCUUUCGGAGGCUCGGGCAGAGAUGCCAAGCGAGCCUUUCUGCAGAACGCAAGGAAGAUACAAGUGCAGCAACCCUCGCGCCAAGGAGCAUUGGACAACAAUGUCUCUAAAUCCUCAGAAGCCGCUCUGCCUACAAGCAUCGAUGUCGAGCGCUUUCUUCAGUCAAGGGCGUUCGAGAUUGGCUCCUGGGAGAAUGCAAUGCGAACUUCAAAAAAUGCAGUCGUGCAGCGAGCCUUCCAGUCAUUGCCACGUCAUCUCAGGAGACGAGCUGCAUCUCACAAUGCCAGACGAUUGCCUGCCCGGCUGCGAGCCAAAGCCAGAUCAGAGAUCGUCAAGGACAAGUCAAAGUCUCACACGAUUCGCAAGCUACGCGGCUUUCCUUUCCAGAAGCGACGCAAGCUCGUCUUCAUCAGUCGCUCGGAUAUGCUAGCCAAGCGUCAAAAGAACGGCAAAUGGCUAGAGACCCACGUCUGGCAUGCAAAGCGCAUGAAGAUGGUCGAGCGAUGGGGAUACAAGCUAGCCGAGAAACCGACCGAGAAAUGCUUCCGAGCGGCGUAUCGUGCGACAUUCUCCGAUCAGGGCUGCACGGUCCACGACAGCUCGUAUUUCACUCAUGUCAGCCUGCAAGGUUCACAGGAAGAGCUCGGAAGAGUGCUCAAUCUUCUCAUGCCCAUCCUCAAACCCUCGCCGACUGCUCUACGCUUCAUGGCUGGCGCAAGACAUUUCGAGAAUACCAUCUACUGGCCAGAGCGAGACCUUAGCGGAAUUAUAGGACCGGUACUCGGCUUCUGGUCUGCGCACACCCGCGAUACGCCUACAGCGCGUCAGGUCAUGCUAAGACUGCACCCGUCUAUCAUCAAAGACGCUUCGAAAGCCAUCCGACAAGCGAUCGCUCUGGUUUCACCCGCCAAGGGCCAUACUUCAUUGACGGUCGACAAGAUCAACGUAGCUUCCUUUGAUCUGUUCGGGGCGCAAGCUUGUGCAACAUUGGCACGCAGCAUCUCGCCCGUCAAGAACGCUUUUCCAGGUCAGAAAGCUGGCUGGCAAGGCUUGAUGGCCUCAAUGCCAUCGCAAAUACCCUCGGCAUCGAUCUUGGGAUUACGCAUCGUCGAUCCGCGGCUAAGCUUUCCGCCCAAGAAGCCGGCUGACAGCGCUUCGUGCCAGCCAAGAAGCUCAGUCGACCCCGAGGCAGCAUCGUUGCCUUCUUUCUGGGAUCUCGAAACCGUCAAUAGCUUGAGCAAGCCUCGCUAUUCGAAAGCAGAGCUCGAUCGCCGGCGAUCGAAGAUGAACAUGCCUGGCUCUUCUUUGGAUGCGCAGGAGACAGAUGAUCGACUGCCUGUUCUCGUGCUGCAGCGAAGCCUCGGAGAAGGAUCUAGCACACCGGCUUUUGGACUGACUGUCAUCGCGCCAUCCGCCUUUGCCCGUCCUCUGCUGCAGUCGCUUGUAUUCUGUCAACCUCGUCCGAUCGGUCAACGCGAAGUGACGAUGCAGCAUUUCGAAUCUGGCUUACCUGCAUUUCCUCACGACUGGCUAGGUACCGCUGCGGGGGAGCAGGAGAUGGCGAGGCGAGCAGAGACUAUCCAGCUCAAGCAUGCUCGGACGCCCAGAGGAAAGCGGGCAGAGUACGAUAGACUCGGUGUGACGAUGCCCUUCAAGCCCGAUUGGCCAGCUCUGCUUGCCGUUGGGAACGCAACGCCUUGGCUCGCACCUCGCUCGAUUGCGCUCAAGCUGGUCGAAGCCCUGGAUGGCAAACCGACAGAUAAGGCAGACAGCGCCAAGCGAUUCGACGAAGUGCUCAAGAAUCGCAAGCUGCUUGCUACUGGCGUCUGUCAAGCGCGGCUGAUCCCUUCCGGCCGUGGCGUCCCCAAAGACCGCGCCAGUGUCUUUGUCGGUGACGGUCAGGAUGCCAAGCUCGUGGGGUUCGUGACCUCUGGCAGCUUUUCCCUCUCGCACGGCAGAGGACGCGCAAUCUGUAUGAUCACGCUCAAAGCUUUCCUCGAUGCGCACGCUUCCAAGAAUGCGCAAUUCGCCUACCGCAACGUCACGUCGAGGGACAGGCAUCGUGCUGUCUUGGAGCUGGCUUAG